Molecule: messenger RNA, 1619 nt
Organism: Pyricularia oryzae 70-15
Lineage: Eukaryota; Fungi; Ascomycota; Sordariomycetes; Magnaporthales; Pyriculariaceae
Exons: 2
Coding region: 234-1262 (342 amino acids)
Biological process (GO): peptidyl-proline hydroxylation to 4-hydroxy-L-proline
Cellular component (GO): endoplasmic reticulum
Molecular function (GO): procollagen-proline 4-dioxygenase activity; iron ion binding; L-ascorbic acid binding
Source: RefSeq, a predicted model, not a curated record
CCUUUUUCGCCUCAGCCUUACCACCCCAAAGAAAACAUCUGCCCCGCUUGUCGCCAGUUCUUGGGGUGGUAACUACAGGGAGUCGACAGCAAACCAUACACCGCUACAAUUCAUGUUCAUAUACGCCUCCCUCCCCUACAUCCCAAUCCAAAAAAACCAACACCUUCUCCUGGCCUUUCCUGCACCAAAAGCGAGUCGAAGCUUCGACCAGCAGUAAACCAACCCCCCCCAAAAUGGCCUCCAUCCCUGAUCCCGACCUUGAAUUCUCAGACGAUGAGCAACAAGACCGCUCCUUCCGCCCCUUCAAGGUCGUCUACAACUUCGCACCCGUCCCCAUCCCCGAUUCCUUCCUCAGCACCGCCAACCCACCGCCCGACGCGCAGCCCGUGACCCUGACCCCGGUCGACUUUUCCUCGGUCCUGCCCGAGUACCAAGGCUGCCACGCCGUGGUUUUGGAAAACGUCCUCUCCCCCUCGGAGUGCGUCCAGCUCCUCCGCAUGGCCGAGGCCAGCGUGCCCGAGGCGGACCGGUACGAGCGCCGGGUCAAGAAGAAGCCCCGGCGCAGCAGCAGCAGCAGCAGCAGCGGCAAGCAAUCCACCGACGAUGCUUCUUCCUCUCCACCGACGGCCCCAGAGGUCUUCAGAGACCCCUGGCGGCCGGCCUGCGUCUCCCUCGGCGCCAACCUGGAGAUCCUGGACCGCGGCUACCGCCGCGGCGACCGCAUCGUCUGGGACGAGCAGGAGCUCACGGACCGGCUGUGGGCCCGCUGCGUCCAGGCGCCCGGCCUGCUCGAGCAGCUGGCCUUCAUCGGGCCCGACGAUCCCGCCGCGCCCUUCAAGUCCAGGUACAGCGCGAACCCGCCGUGGCGCUUCUCGCGCAUCAACAAGCGCAUGCGGUUUCUCAAGUACCGGCGAGGGGAUUUCUUUAGGCCCCACUGCGACGGCGCCUACGAGGACUCGUCACACGGCAAGCAACGCCAGACGCUCUACACCCUCCACCUGUACCUCAACGACUCCAAGGUCGAGGCGGCGAUGGCCGGGAGGGAGCCUACGGAUCUGGUCGGCGGGUCCACCCCCUUUCUCAGCAAGGACGGGUCGCGCAGGAUCGACGUCAACCCGCGCUGCGGCCGCGUGCUCAUCUUUCAGCACAACAAGCUGCGGCACUCGGGCGACGACGUUGUCUACGGCGUCAAGUAUACCAUGCGGACGGACCUGCUGUACGAGAUGGUGGGGCCCGAGGAGCAGGAGAAACGCAGCAAGUAAGGGGGAUUUGUUUUGGGGUUGCUUUUGUUUCUCAAGGAAUCCUUACCUGUAGCACCUGUAUGGCCCAUGUUGGCGCUCACUUGAUAGUAUAAAAGGGCGCUCCAUACCUAUCGGAAUGUUUAAUUUUUACAUAAUCUGGUAUUUCAGACCCUGAAAAGCCCAAGAAAAACAAGCAAAGCUUCAAACAUGGGUAUCCGUAUAUAUGACAGAAGGCCAGGGGUUUGGAUAGAGAGUAUCCAGGGCCAUCUUCCAUGUCGAAACAAAGUCUUCGUUCCUGAUAAUACAAUUACAUGUGGAGUCUCACAUGUGUACGUUCUUCUCAUAAUCCAUUUCUGUUCGUGGUAUAGACAACUGGAC